This is a messenger RNA of Schistosoma intercalatum, 303 nucleotides long. The record is from the annotation of a GenBank genome assembly. Lineage: Eukaryota; Metazoa; Platyhelminthes; Trematoda; Strigeidida; Schistosomatidae.
AUGAAGUUUGCACACAGUGAUAAAUAUGGUUACAUAACUUGUUGUCCAUCAAACUUAGGUACAUCAAUGCGUGCCAGUGUAUUAUUAAAGAUACCAAAACUUAGUUCUCAACCGAAAAAACUGGAUGAAAUUUGUGCAAAGUAUAUGCUUCAAGCUAGAGGUCUCUAUGGUGAACAUACAGAAUCCCCCGAUGGUACAUAUGAUAUUAGCAAUAAGCGCCGUCUUGGUUUAACUGAAUUACAAGCAGCUCAUGAAAUGGCAGAAGGUGUUGCUAAAAUGAUUGAAAUUGAAAAAGAACUAUAA